GUUGGGCCCCCCCAGUGUCCCCCCCGCUGCGGGAUGGAUAUCCUCGGCUGAAGCGGGCGCUGUGUCUGUUCGCCAGCCGCCAGGUACCGUGGCUUCGAAUGGCUUUGAGGUUCACGGUCUAGGACGCACCGCAUCUUUGACUUAUUUCGUGUGGCCUGCCUACCUUCCACAUACUCCUGACUUGCUCUCCGUCUACGAUUAAUCUCACCUUAUCAUCUCACACUUCAUUUCGGGAAACCGUUCAACGCCAAUUGACCGUUUCCGUCCGGGCGUCUUGCCUCUCAGUUAGCUAGCACCGCACGGCCGAGGGAGACCAUAAGUAGCCGAGGAGUUCCCACGAUCCCCAGAUCCUCCCGCACAUUCGGAGUUUCUUCUUGCCUUGUUGUCUCUUGCUUUUGCCGAUUUUCUUGAGUGAUCUCGAGGCUAUAUACACAUCAUAUCCUAUACCAUGUCGUCGAUUGCUAGGGCCGUUCGCCCUGCUUUGAGGGGAAGCCGCGGUGUUGCUGCUCUCGCGAGGGUGAGGACUUACACACCGGGCAGAGCGCUCUCGCCACUCCAGCAGACCGCAAGACCCCUUUCCACCACCCAGCGCCGCCGCAAUGCCGACCACUUCGACAUCGCCGACAUCCCCCCGACGCCCAUCACCCACCUCUCCGAGGUCGAGGCCGCGAUGCAGGAGGCGGUGAGCAAGUUCGCCAACGAGGUGAUCGCCCCCAAGGUGCGCGAGAUGGACGAGGCGGAGAACAUGGAUCCGGCCAUCGUGGAGCAGCUCUUUGAGCAGGGCCUCAUGGGCGUCGAGAUCCCCGAGGAGUACGGCGGCGCGGGCAUGAACUUCACGAGCGCCAUCAUCGGCAUCGAGGAGCUCGCGCGCGUCGACCCCAGCGUCAGCGUGCUUGUGGAUGUGCACAACACCCUCGUCAACACGGCCAUUAUCAAGUGGGGCAGCAGCCAGCUCAAGAAGCGCUUCCUUCCCAAGCUGGCCACCAGCACCGUCGGCAGUUUCUGUCUGAGCGAGCCUGUUAGUGGUUCUGAUGCGUUUGCGCUGGCGACCAAGGCGACCAAGACGGAGAGCGGGUACAAGAUUAGCGGUUCCAAGAUGUGGAUUACCAACUCCAAGGAGGCUGACUUCUUUAUCGUGUUUGCAAACUUGGACCCGUCCAAGGGGUACAAGGGUAUCACGGCGUUCAUCGUCGAGAAGGACACCAAGGGGUUCUCUAUCGCCAAGAAGGAGAAGAAGCUGGGUAUCAAGGCCAGCAGCACGUGCGUAAUCAACUUUGACGAUGUCGAGAUCCCCAAGGAGAACCUCCUCGGCGAGGAGGGCGCGGGUUACAAGUACGCCAUUGGUCUCUUGAACGAGGGACGUAUCGGUAUUGCGGCCCAGAUGACUGGUCUCGCUCUCGGCUCCUGGGAGAACGCCGUCAGAUACGUCUGGAACGACCGCAAGCAAUUCGGCCAGCUCGUCGGCGAGUUCCAGGGCAUGCAGCACCAGAUCGCCCAGUCCUACACCGAGAUCGCCGCCGCCCGCGCGCUGGUCUACAACGCGGCGCGCAAGAAGGAGGCGGGCGAGAACUUUGUCAUGGACGCCGCCAUGGCCAAGUUGUACGCCAGCCAGGUCGCCGGCCGCGUGAGCGGUCUGGCGAUCGAGUGGAUGGGCGGCAUGGGUUUCGUCCGCGACGGGCCCGCCGAGAAGUUUUGGCGUGAUAGCAAGAUUGGUGCUAUUUACGAGGGCACGAGCAAUAUCCAGCUCAACACUAUUGCCAAGUUGUUGCAGAAGGAGUAUACCGCAUAGAGAGGUGGUGUCUGCUUGAGUUCGAAUGAUGUUGAAGAAGAAGGAAAGUAGUCAGGUUGCAAAGCUUUGAUUUUACGGGAGUCGUGUAGGUUAGUAGAUGGAGUCUUUUGAUAGUAAAAGCGACACGAUUCGGUGUUGGGGCGUAUGGCCUCGCGAAUGAUGACUCGUUAGAUGCUAUUUGAAAUCACAUGUGAAAAGUCUUCAGCG
Messenger RNA from Colletotrichum phormii, 1996 nucleotides. RefSeq names its product acyl-CoA dehydrogenase. Gene Ontology annotation, cellular component: mitochondrion. The record is from RefSeq and is a predicted model, not a curated record. Gene Ontology annotation, molecular function: flavin adenine dinucleotide binding; acyl-CoA dehydrogenase activity. Bases 449 to 1789 code for a protein of 446 amino acids. The transcript has 3 exons. NCBI's taxonomy places the organism in Eukaryota, Fungi, Ascomycota, Sordariomycetes, Glomerellales, Glomerellaceae.